ACUCUAAGAAGAGCCACUACAUGGAUGAGGAAAGUGAAAUAAAGGAACAGUUAAACUUAAUAAAUGGUUCUUGGAAACUUGCGAGGUGUUGCCCGUCCUCAAAAGCUGCUAGGAGUCUUGCCUACAGACUUUUGUUUAUGCAAAAGAUCAAAGGCUUUUGCGAAAACGAUGAGCCGGUACAGGAAUUAAAUUUCAAUACAGUUUUAAAUACGAAACAAAGAACGUAUAUACAGGGUAUUGUGACAAAUAUAAACAAGAGGGAGGUGAAGAAUGUGUACAACAGUUUUUUGGAGAACAACCUGUUCAAGGAGAUCAGAAAAGUUUCCGACUUUUUUUAUAUCAGCGUCGUUUUCAGUGGGCAAAAAAUCAUUCUCCAAAAGAAAUAUUACCAAAAAAGCUUCACCAACCUUGACACUGAAUUACCACCAACCAAAACUAACAAAAGUACCAUAGUUUACGCCAAUAACAUUCCUACCCAAGAUAUAAAUAUAAAAAAUGACAGUGACAGUGAUGUCAUCAUGGUCAAUGACAAUAUCAACAUUGAUAGAGACAUUAUAGUAAUUUCGGAUGAUAACGAUAGUUUGGCAGACAUUACAACAACUGCCUGUGAUGCUAAAGCGAUAGGCAUGGAAACAGAUUGUGAUAGUAAAGAUAUGUCAAUUGAUCUCAGUAACGAAUCUAUAUUUUCCCUAAAUGUUUUAGAAAAUAAUAUUAAAAAGAAUUGUGAUUUAGAGAAAUAUAUCACUGAAUUAGAAGACGUUUUGAACGCCGAAGUACAAGAAAACGCUCUAAAAAUUGCAUUUAAUGACAAUCGAGCAAAUAACAAUACGUAUAUGAAUGAAGUCAACAAUCGUGACGAAUUGAAUUUGAUUCAUAAUUGCUCAAUAUCUAGUAAUAAGAUUGAUUUGAAUUUGACAUUCACCAAGGAUAUUGAUGUUGAUUUUAAAAAGCGUGUCGUAAACAAUUCACACGCAAACACAGAACUUAACUAUGAAAAAAACGAUGUUACAACACAAAAUGACAUCCAAAAUCAUUUUGACAUCAAUGACAAGACAACUGAUGUUAAUAAACAUGUCGAAGCGUCGGCGUUGGGCCGUCACUACGCAAUGAUUUCAACGCAUCGGUUGGCACACGAGCAACGUAGCACCGUUUACUUACGCAUCGCAGCACCCCUCCCCGCUUCAACACCUGGGCCCUUGUCCGAUGCGUAA
This is a messenger RNA of Hyposmocoma kahamanoa, 1211 nucleotides long. RefSeq lists its product as uncharacterized. The coding region runs from base 21 to 1211 and encodes 396 amino acids. The transcript is spliced from 3 exons. The record is from RefSeq and is a predicted model, not a curated record. Lineage: Eukaryota; Metazoa; Arthropoda; Insecta; Lepidoptera; Cosmopterigidae.